AUGAAAAAUUUUUUACCAGUAAAAGGAUCAAGUAUUGACUUUAGAUUUCAAGUUAUCUUGGUAAUACUGAUUUUAUACUUAAAAAUGCACAAAAGUACACUUUUAAAUUUUGAUCCUUUAUUUGGAAUUUCUAGAAAUUCUGAUUUUCAUAUUUUAACCUCAUAUUUAUUUAUGGAUUUUCUAAAUUUAAUUCAGAUAUUGACUAAGCUAUAG
Molecule: messenger RNA, 213 nt
Organism: Blepharisma stoltei
Lineage: Eukaryota; Ciliophora; Heterotrichea; Heterotrichida; Blepharismidae
Source: the annotation of a GenBank genome assembly